GUGAGGGGGAAGGGGGAGUCCAGCCAGAGGCUAAAGGAAAAGAGCCCAUGGGGUUGGGGGUUUUGCUUCUCACUCAGUGAGAAGGAAUCCACGGAGCUGUUCCCAGAUGCCUUCUCCAUAGGGAUCAACUCCCUUCGGGAAACCUUCAGCCAGCCCCAGCAGAGAACAGCGUGUGGAGCAGACACACAUAUUGUGGGCUCCCUUCACCUGUCCAAGGCCAGGCCAUCUGGAGCAUGCUCUGUCUUGUCUGCGGUGAGAAGCCUAAAACCUGGUGUGGUUGAGUCCAGAUAAUGGAGGCUUUGACUGCCAAACCCAGUGGCUUAGACUUUGUCUGGUGGGGGCUGUCGUGGAAGGUGUCUGAAUGAGCAGGGAUGUGAUCCCAGCCACAGACUUGACAGACCCAGAGGUGUGGAUGCAGUGUUCCUGGGACAGCUUGAGGCUGUCAUGGCGCCUCUGGGGGAGGACACCCCCCUGAUUGAACAGCGGUCCUACAGCCUCUCCUCCAGCGAGGCCGGCUCCCUGCAAGUGCUCCUGUGUCCCCGAAACCCAGGGUCCCCGCAGGUCCUCACCUUCUCCUUUGGGGAGUACUCUGCUGAACAGCUCUGUGUGCAGGCUGCCAAGGCCUGCGGGAUCUUGCCUGUAUGCCAUGCUCUCUUUGCCCUGGCCACUGAAGACCUGUCCUGCUGGUUCCCACCCAACCACGUCUUCAUGGUGGAAGAUGCUACCGUCCAAAUUCUCCUUUACAGGAUCCGAUUUGUCUUCCCAAACUGGCUCGGCCUGGAGAAGUGUUACCGCUUUGGGCUACAGAAGGACCGAGCCAACGCCAUCCUGGACUUCCCGGUUCUCGAGUAUCUCUUUGCUCAGUCCCGAAGUGACUUCAUCACUGGGAGGAUGAAUCUGACUCUGAGCCUUAAGGAGCAGGGAGAGUGCCUGAGCCUGGCAGUGUUGGACCUGACUCGGAUGGCACAGGAGCAGGGCCUGUGCUCCAAGGAGAUUCUCAGGAGCAUCAGCUACAAAGCCUGUAUCCCAGGAAGCUUCCGACGAUUGAUUCAGAGUCUCAGCUUCAUGACUCGGAAGCGUUAUCGUCAGAUGGUGCACCGAGCCCUGCAGAGAGUGGCAUCCUGCCAGGCAGAUGUGCACUCAAUCAUGCUAAAAUACCUCAUGGACCUGGAGAGGCUGAAAUCCACCCGGGCUUCAGAGACCUUCGAGGGCCGGACGCCAGGGGCUACAUCUGGCCGGGACUCCAACUGUCUCAUCCACGUGGCGGGAGACAGCGGCAUCUCCUGGACCCCUGAGGGCAGUGAGAGCCCACAGCCUUUCUGCGAUUUCCCUGAAAUCGUUGAUAUCGGCAUCAAGCAGGCCUGCAGGGAAGGUCAUCUCAGCGAGAGCCGACUGGUCACUGUUACCAAGACUGACAACAGGAUCCUGGAAGUUGAAUUUCCAGCUCUAAGGGAGGCGCUGUCCUUUAUCUCUCUGGUUGAUGGCUACUACCGACUCACAACUGAUGCCCACCACUACUUCUGCAAAGAGGUGGCCCCACCCCAGCUCUUGGAGAACAUUGACAACCAAUGCCAUGGUCCCAUCAUGUCCGAGUUUGCCGUGAACAAGCUGAAGUUGGGGGGGUCAGUUCCGGGAUCCUACGUCCUUCGGCAAAGCCCCCAGGACUUCAACAGCUUCCUCCUCACUGUCUGUAUCCAGACGUCCCUGGGCCCAGACUACAAGGGCUGCUUAAUCCACCGGGACGUUUCAGGGAACCUCUUCUUGUCUGGGCUGAGCCGGGCCCACAGCAGCCUGCGACAGCUGCUGGAGUCCUCCAGGGGCUGCGGGCUCCUUGUAGAUGGGACUGCACUGAGCCUCAGUAGCUGCUGUCCCCCCAGGCCCAAAGAGAAGUCCAACCUGAUCAUAGUGAGAAGGGAUUGCACCUUAACCCCAGCCCAGGCCUGGCCUCAGCCCCAGUGCCAGCUCAACCAAAUGAUGUUCCACAAAAUCCCUGCUGACAGCUUGGAGUGGCAUGAGAACCUGGGCCACGGCUCCUUCACCAAGAUCUACCGUGGUAGCCGCCUGGAUAAGGUGGACGGGGAGACCCACAAGGUAGAGAUCCUGCUCAAGGUGAUGGACAGCACACACCAGAACUGCAUUGAGUCCUUCCUAGAGGCUGCCAGCAUCAUGAGUCAAGUGUCCCACCAGCACCUGGUGCUGCUGCAUGGUGUCUGCAUGGCAGGAGAUAGUAUCAUGGUACAGGAGUUUGUGAGAUGGGGGGCACUCGAUACCCACUUACGGAAGUGCGGGCCCCUGGUACCUGCCAGUUGGAAGCUCCAAGUGGCCAAGCAACUUUCUUACGCUCUCAACUACCUGGAAGACAAAGGCAUCAUCCAUGGCAAUAUCUCCUCCAAGAAGGUCCUCCUAGCGAGGGAAGGAACUGGGGGGAGCCCCCCUUUCAUCAAGCUCAGCGACCCUGGGGUCAGUCCCACUGUGCUGACCAAAGAGAUGCUCACUGACCGGAUCCCCUGGCUGGCUCCCGAGUGUCUGUGGGAUGCCAAGCUGCUGAGCCUGGAAUCUGACAAGUGGAGCUUUGGGGCAACACUCUGGGAGAUAUUCAGUGGGGGCACCAUUCCCCUAAGUGCCCUGGAGCCCACCAAGAAACUCCAGUUCUACAAGGAGAAGCAGCAGCUGCCAGCCCUGAAAUGGACAGAGCUAGCCACCCUGAUCGGCCAGUGCAUGGAGUACACUCCUCACCUGCGGCCCUCCUUCCGAGCCAUCAUCCGGGAUCUCAAUAGCCUCAUCACCUCAGAUUAUGAGCUCCUCUCAGAUCUCUCACCUAGUGCUGUGGCGGCUCGGGAUGGACUCUGGAGCAGCGCUCACCUGAUGGCUGGCCAGGACCCCACCCUCUUUGAGGAGAGACACCUUAAAUAUAUCUCCCUGCUGGGCAAGGGCAACUUUGGCAGUGUGGAAUUGUGUCGCUAUGACCCGCUGGGAGAUAACACGGGAGCGCUGGUGGCAGUCAAGCAGCUACAGAACAGUGGGCCCCAGCAGCUUCAGGACUUCCAGCGAGAGGUGCAGAUUCUGAAAGCAUUACACAGUGACUUCAUAGUCAAAUAUCGAGGCGUCUGCUAUGGCCCAGGCCGACAGAGUCUGCGCCUCGUUAUGGAAUACCUCCCCAACGGCUGCCUCCGGGACUACCUGCAGCGUCACCGGGCCCACCUAGACCCCUGUUUCCUCCUCCUCUACGCUUCCCAGAUCUGCAAGGGAAUGGAAUACCUGGGCUCUCAGCGAUAUGUUCACAGAGACUUAGCCAACAGGAACAUCUUGGUGGAGAGUGAGAGCCACGUGAAGAUUGGAGACUUUGGCCUGGCCAAACUUCUUCCCCAGGACAAAGAAUACUACGUAGUCAGGGAGCCUGGCCAGAGCCCCAUCUUCUGGUAUGCCCCAGAGUCCUUGUCAGACAACAUCUUCUCCAGGGAGUCUGAUGUCUGGAGUUUUGGCGUGGUCCUCUAUGAGCUUUAUACAUAUAGUGACAAAGCCCACAGCCCUUCAGAGGAGUUCUUCCGAAUGAUGGCAUGUGACCGCUCCAUGCCCAUCCUCUGCCACCUGCUGGAGCUGCUUACGGAGGGCAGGCGGUUGCCCACUCCUCCUGGCUGCCCAGGAGAGGUUCGAGAGAUCAUGAGGAGCUGUUGGGCCUACAACCCCAAGGACCGGCCUUCCUUCUGUGCCCUGGGGCCCCGGCUUGAUGCUUUGUGGGCUGGGCGCAGAGGGUAGCAGCUGGUGGCGUUGGAGAAAAGUUCUCCAUUUAGGAAUUGGAGGGCCUGGGUUCAAAUCCUGACUUUGCUACAGAUUCACUAUGGGACCUUGGGCAAGUCUUUUCCUCUUCUCUUAAGCUCAGUUUCUCCAUUGGUCUAGUUAACUCAAAGUUCUUUUCUAGCUCUCAAGUCCAAUAAUCUUAAGAAGAGAAAGGCCUUCCCUCUCUCCCUUUCGUCUUGCUGAAGGGCAAGGCCGAUUGUCCCUAACUCCCAAAUGGAGAAAAGAGGCACAGGAACCCAAGAUGGACAGCAGCAGCUUAGGACAGGCCAGAAGUGGGGAGCUCACGUGGUUCCUUCUUGUGGAGACUCUUUGCUCUCUACUGGACCAGGAAGAAGGGAAGAAAGGACCUUGUCUGUGUAGACAGGCCCUACGCUACCCUCCCUCCCUUCCUCCAGGGCACUGCCACUCCUGAGCCUACCUUCCUCAAGUGGCUUUGCCAAUAUUUAAGAGACUAAAGCAACAUUUAACUAGAAUACAGAAUUACUAAGUUACAGCGUCUGGGUCUGCUUUUGAAACACUCCAAUUCUGUCCACACGGGUCUGGGCCAUCAGCCCCCCCUCACUGACUUGAGCUAACUUCUUACUUGGCUAUCACGUGAGAAUUUCCUCCCAGCCACGCUUGCCUUAAAUACAAUACCUAAUAUCCUCCAGCCCCCCUCAUGAGGGCAGAUCUUUGUAGCUUGCUCAGUAUCCAAGCUGUUUCAAAAUAGGCUGCCUUGAGAGGUAAUGAGUUCCCCAUCAACACAGGUCCCUUAAGUGGCUGCUAGAUGACAAUUAUAUGCCUGGCCGUUUAAGAGGUAAUUUUGUAAGAGCUGGAUUAAGUGAUCUCAAUUCUUUAAGAGUCGGAUUAAGUGAUCUCUAAAUUGCCUCUGAGAUCUUGUGAGACUGAUGAACAGUUCCCAUGGAAGUUUAAAGAAGCCUCCCCUUUUACAUAACAGGAACAUCGGGGAGGGAGGUGGCGAGGGUCGGGGUGCCCAGAGCCUUGGACUAGGAGUCAGGAAGCUUGGACUUCUAACUCCUCUGCUUACUUACUAGCUGCAUGACCUUCAGCAAGUUAGCUCCCUUCCCAGAGAUGCUAAAAACAGCUCUAUCUGCUAAUCCGUGUGCAUUCCAUCUCCCAUCUCCAGGACCCUGCACAAGCCCAGGUCCACUAGGUCCCCUCAACAAGCCUCCAGACGGUACCACCUUGCCCUGCCUACCUCACAAAGAGGUUAUAAACCAUGAAGCGCUGCAGAAAUGGGAGCUAAUGACUCUUGUUGUACUCCUAACCUGCUCUCUGGGGAGCAAGAGCCCCAGCACCACAAUGAGAUCUAGAGAGCGAGGGUCCCAUUCCACGGUCACGUGGAGGGAAGUCAGUGAGAUCAAAGGAUUCCCUCUCUAGGGGCCAGGAAUCUGGAGAGGAGGCAGGCGGUGGCCAUGUGGAGCACUGUCCCCCGUGGGAGAUUCACCCCAGGUUCCUCCAGGGGGUGGAAGUGCACCCCACUCCACCUUGAGGGCCCGAUGACAGAAGAUACUAAACGAACAUCCCCAGAGCCUCACAGGUCUGACGAGAGGCUGCUCAAAGUGCAUUGUGAAGGGAUAAAGCCGUUAAAAAAAAAAAGACUCAAGAUAUUUCAAAAGGUUUUCUUUACCUUGGGAGGGAGCCACAGAUAAAAUUUCAAUGACUAACAAUAAGCAGAAGGCACAGGGUAUAUAACUCCGGAGUGACUGAUGGGAAAUCGGAGACGGGAGGAAGCAAGGGGGGGAACGCGGGAGGGAACGUGGCAGGCUGCGGUUUCUCGGGUCCCUCCCAUGUGUGGGAAAGUGCCUAAGGGUGUGGGGGGGGGGUCAUGUUUCCAAAAGUUAUGUACCUGGAACUUCUUUGGAUUUUGUUUGUUUAACAUCUUGUCUGCAAAAUCAUUGUCCUAUGAAACAAUGUUAAGGUAGUCGGGACCUGUGUUGUUGCUUCUUCGGGGGGUUACGUGGCAACAGAAAUUCCAAUAGACAAACAAUGGCCGAA
Messenger RNA from Phascolarctos cinereus (koala), 5796 nucleotides. The record is from RefSeq and is a predicted model, not a curated record. Lineage: Eukaryota; Metazoa; Chordata; Mammalia; Diprotodontia; Phascolarctidae.